Nicotiana tabacum (common tobacco) is the source of this 2389-nucleotide messenger RNA. Its product is annotated as two-component response regulator ARR11-like. Gene Ontology annotation, biological process: phosphorelay signal transduction system; cytokinin-activated signaling pathway. NCBI's taxonomy places the organism in Eukaryota, Viridiplantae, Streptophyta, Magnoliopsida, Solanales, Solanaceae. The record is from RefSeq and is a predicted model, not a curated record. Gene Ontology annotation, molecular function: DNA binding.
UAACGAGAUAGAGAUAGCCGGCGCUAAAAUGCUGGUUGUUUCCCUCAUUCUCCUCCCACAAAGCUUUCCAUUUUAAAAGUCAUUGGGUCUCACACAGCUUCCUUUUUUAGUCUGUCACUCUCACUCUCACUCUCACUCUCUCUCUUAUCACAUAUCAAAACAUUAUUGCUUUUGUUUAUUCCUAUUUUAUAUAUAUAUAUAUAUAUGCUGCGCGCAGGUAUAAGUUGUAGUCGUCCUGAAUCUGGAGUUUUUUUGUUUUAUGAUGGAGAAUAGUAAGACCACUGCAGGGUUUUCUUCUCCAAGAAGUGAUAAUUUCCCGGCUGGUCUACGGGUUCUUGUUGUUGAUGAUGAUCCUACCUGGUUGAAAAUUCUUGAAAAGAUGCUUAAGAAGUGCUCUUAUGAAGUGACGGUAUGUGGUCUAGCACGAGAGGCUCUGAAUCUGCUCCGAGAAAGAAAGGAUGGGUUUGACAUUGUGAUUAGUGAUGUUAACAUGCCUGACAUGGAUGGAUUUAAGCUUCUUGAGCAUGUUGGACUUGAGAUGGAUCUUCCUGUCAUAAUGAUGUCUGUCGAUGGAGAAACAAGCAGGGUGAUGAAGGGCGUUCAACACGGUGCAUGUGAUUAUCUCUUGAAGCCUAUACGGAUGAAAGAACUUAGAAACAUAUGGCAGCAUGUCCUCAGAAAAAGGAUGCACGAGGCAAGGGACAUCGGAAACCAUGAAAUGGACCAAUUUGAUGAAGUGUGGAUGCUUAAUGGAACUGAACUCCUUUCGGGCAAGAAGAGAAAAGAUUUUGACAAUGAAAAAGAAAUUUCUGAUUCAAGAUGUGUUGAUUCUUCUUCCAUGAAGAAAGCCAGAGUAGUUUGGACUGUAGAUCUUCAUCAGAAAUUUGUCAAAGCCGUAAACCAGAUUGGAUUUGACAAAGCUGGUCCCAAGAAGAUACUGGACUUGAUGGGUGUUCCAUGGUUGACUAGAGAAAAUGUUGCUAGCCACUUACAGAAGUAUCGCCUAUACUUGACUAGGUUGCAGAAAGAAAAUGAAGUCAAAGCUUCAUUUUGUGGGAUGAAGCAUCCGAAUGUUUCUUCUAAAGAAAAUUCUCCUCAGAAUCCAGUGGAUGUGUGCGCUGAUGUUAUAAAUGACAAGUGUAGUGGUGUUUCUGGAGACAAGGCUAUUGUUCAAAAUGGGAAGGCCAACAUAUAUGAGAGCAAGGUAAAGGGUGUUGUUUCAAUGCCAGUAGCAGAGCCUAGGUCUGUGGUUGGAGAUAACUUUGGUUCAAAGACAAGCCUCAGUGAUUCCUUUGCAUUGAUCAAUACCGAUGUAAAAAGUCUCAAUGUACCCACUCCAUAUUGCUUUACUGGAGAAGCUCCACAACCUCAAUACAAACAAGAUUUCAAACCACGUUUUCCGUCUUGCACACAACCAACUUGUUCUCUCAACUUUGUACCUUCUCAUGAAGUGAGGGACAGAGUUUCCAGUAAAGAAAAUAAGCCUUCUUUCUUCAAGAGCAGAAGUGGAGUAGGAAAAUUAUCUGCAUUGGAAGCCAUUCAACCUGUGAGCCAUCAAAUAAAUUUUCAUGCUCUUGAGCAAAUUCCAAGUACUACAUGGAGUAUGACGAGUCAAAAUGUAGAUCAAAAUCUAGUCAAUGGUCUGCAAUCAAGCCCAGGAAAUCUAACUUUGGGAAGUGGAUCAGUUGUUGCAUCUCUAGGUGAGGAUGCUUCUAUUCAAGGUGAAUGUUUUCCAGCUUAUUAUGGACUUCGGAACAUACAACAAUUUGACUACAGUGAUCCACAAACCAUUUCUGGAGUUCCAACAUGCUUGUAUGAUACAUUGAGGUUUGAUUAUGAGUAUCCAAAUGAUUCAUUGGAAGGUAUUGUGUUGGACCAAGGUCUGUUCAUAGUCUAACCUUUAUCCAUUUGGGAAGCUUUAGAGGGGUAGACAAUAUGCAUUGCUCAUCGACAACUGGCAUGUUUUUCUCAACUAAAGAAACCGUCCCAAGAAAAGAGGUGCUUUUUGAUUUUGGUGGAGUGGAAGAUCAUCUUCACAAAAAUGUACUUUACGAGCAUGGGCACUUCUUGAACACAAAUUACUCUUUUUAUCUGGUAUUGUAAGUAGAUUUAGAAAGGGUCAGCAACUACCACGCUGCAACGCUGAUCCCUCCAGAUGUACUCAUCUUUGGUCAUAAAAGAUAAUCGGAGAAGAGACAGAAAAGGAGCUUCUGCAAAUUGUUACUAGUAUGAAGGUUUUUCCAAGAUUUGAAAGAGAAAUUGCUGGAGUUUGGGCCCAGUCAUAAAAUCUCCAGAAAAUCAAUGUUUUUAUUCUGUAACAUAGGUGCCAUACCAUGAAGCUUGAUUUUGGUCCUGUCACAAACUCAAUCAUUAUCUUUAUUCUGUAUUA